Messenger RNA from Alternaria conjuncta, 522 nucleotides. RefSeq lists its product as uncharacterized. The coding region runs from base 1 to 522 and encodes 173 amino acids. Gene Ontology annotation, molecular function: protein binding. The transcript is spliced from 2 exons. The record is from RefSeq and is a predicted model, not a curated record. Lineage: Eukaryota; Fungi; Ascomycota; Dothideomycetes; Pleosporales; Pleosporaceae.
AUGGCCAUAAAAGCCUAUCGUGACAUUGAGCCCGGCGAAGAGAUUACCGUCUCCUACCUCCUCUUGGGCAUCCCAUUCCAGAAACGCCAGUCUCUGAUAAAACGCUGGGGGUUCAAAUGCACAUGCAGCCUGUGUAGCCUCCCCACUGACGAACGCCAAGCCUCCGAUCUUCGCCGCACAAUGAUCGCGCAAGCCGAGGAGAAGAUUAUGGAGCUGGCGAAGGCCUACAAACUCGAUGAAGCUAUAGCUCUCGCGGAGGAGUCCGUUGAACUGAUCAAAGACGAAGGAGUCUGGUCGAUGUUGACCGAUGAGUAUGCCAUGUUAGCUAUGCUGUGGUUGGAGAAGGGCGAUAGGGAAAAGGCGGAAGCGUAUGGUGAGAAGACGCAUAGGCUGUUGUCUGAUCUGGGAUUCUUGGGUAUUGGAGAAGAUAGGGAGGCGUGGAAAUUGGAGACGCUGUUGAAGAACAUCGGAGGUUUAGGAGGGAUGGGUCAGCUUUGGAAGAAGGGCCCUUUGAGAGGGUAA